AUGAAGGCAAAGACGAGUCACGAGUCGCCGCCGCCUCUUGGAGCUCGCGCGCGCUGCAUCCCCCAAGGCUUCGGCCACGUGGGACGGGCCCUGCGCUUCACCUCCCGGCAGCUCUCGCCGGCGGAGCACGCCUGCGCCAGCCCGGGCAAGACGCCGUCCGCCACCUUCACGCUGUACCUGAGGGCAGCGGAGGCGGAGGUCCAGGGGCUGCAGGGCUCCUGGGAAUGCUUCGACGGGUUCCAGGGCACCAUGCAGGCCCUGACCUGGGUAGGCAGCUGCAUCAAUUUCGAGUUUCACAGCGACGAGGACAAUGAGGGCAGGGAGAACGAGGUGUCGGGCUCUUGCCGCAUCGUCUUUGCGGAGGCGAACAACCACGACUUGAACCUCACCUUCCGGACAGCUCCGGAUGCCAGCCAAAGCAAGGAGGGCCACUUGGAGCUGUUUGUUGGCUCCCUGGGGCAAGGCCAGCCCUGCUAUUGGCAGCGCGGGAACCAGGACAGGCAUGGGCUCCCGCCCUUGGUGCUGGUUUUGACCAUGGACACCUUCUUCGGCAGCGGCCCUUCUCCUCCCCCCGCGGGAAUUCCCGAGGGCCUGCCCAGCCUCGAGGAAGCGGCGAGAGCGGACUCGACGGGCUAA
Effrenium voratum is the source of this 636-nucleotide messenger RNA. The record is from the annotation of a GenBank genome assembly. NCBI's taxonomy places the organism in Eukaryota, Dinophyceae, Suessiales, Symbiodiniaceae.